This is a messenger RNA of Teleopsis dalmanni, 1329 nucleotides long. RefSeq names its product neurofilament medium polypeptide-like. Lineage: Eukaryota; Metazoa; Arthropoda; Insecta; Diptera; Diopsidae. The record is from RefSeq and is a predicted model, not a curated record. The transcript is spliced from 2 exons. The coding region runs from base 226 to 1329 and encodes 367 amino acids.
AUAAAAUUACUAAAAUACUUAAAAACAAAUUUUUUUCCACGAAAUAUUUUGUUUAUAAAACAGAUCGCAAACUCUACGUAAAGUGUGUUAAGUGUGCAACAGAAAAUGUUUUAAGUAAAUUUGCAGUGUAAAAGAAAAAAUUGCAGCUUAAAAUUUGCAAAAUAAUAGCCACAAAUUUUUUUUCAAAGAUAAUUAAACAAAAAGUAAAAAAUUACAUUAACGAAAAUGCCUUUUGUUGCACCAAAAGGCAAUAGCACAGCAUCAACAUCCAACAGCACAGGACGCACUACAUUUCGUCCACCGUGGGUGAAGGAUGAUGGCACAACUGCACUUAAGUCCACAGUUAAAACUUCCGUUCCAUGGGCUAAGAAAAAUGCAGCAGAAAAGGAAAAUGGUGAACAAGCUGCAGCCUCCACCACUAAUAGCACAACAACUGCAAAGAAAACAACUGCAGACAGUGCAGCUAAAAAAACUGUAGAGACUCCCAAAAAGACAACCGAACCAGCAAAGAAAACAGUGGAACCCACAAAAAAAACAGUGGAACCAGCAAAGAAAACUGUGGAGCCGGUCAAAAAAACAGUAGAACCGGUUAAGAAAACAGUUGAAGCUACAAAAAAAAUUGUAGAGCCAGUAAAAAAAAUCGUAGCACCUGUGAAAAAAAUAAACGAACCAAUUAAAAAGCCAACAACAAAUACAACAACUAUAAAAACAAGUGCAGCUGCUAAAAAGAAAGAACCGACGCCAUCAUCCUCCGAAGAAGAAGAAACUGAGGAAGAAGAAGAAACUGAAGAAGAAGAAGAAACUGAGAGCGAAUCCGAAGAGGAGGAAGAAGAGGAUGAUGAACUUAAAGGUAUUUCAGAUUUAGAAGGUUUAUCAGAUAUAGAUAUGUCUGAGUUUGAUGAUACCCUGAGCUCCCAUCCACAAUUAAAACCAACACCUCGCAAAAAACAAACUGAUGAUACUGAAUUAAAACGUCGUUUCUCAAUCGAAAAGCCUAAAUUACGCCCGGUCGCAGUUAAACGCGAUAAGUCCAUGAAAAAUGUAGAAGAUGAAGAUGAGUUUGUAGACGGUGAAACUGAUGAGGAACGCGAACGUAGAUUACGUUUUAAAUUAGAAAAACCAAAAUUGCGACACGUUAAACGUGAAGAAAAGCCCUUGCCUGCCAAAAGUUCCGAAAAUAUUUUGAAAAUAAGACCGGCUUUGAAAAAAGUUUCGAAAAUUGAAGAAUUUCUUAAAGAACCCAAAGAGGAGCCAAAGCCAGAAUUCAAAACGAAGCAAUUACGCAAAACUCCCUCUAUAAAACGUGAACCGAGCAUUAAAAACGUGUAA